GUCCUGCAGCUGCUGCCUGCGUCUCCGCUGCCACCGUGGACCAGCUGACAGCAGCCGGGAUGACACACACACACACACACACACACACACACACACACACACACACACACACACACACACACACACACACACACACACACACUCCCGCUGCUCUAUAAAAACCACAGACACCGACAGAGACACAACGAGCUGUGACCGUUUCUACCGGAGCUAUGGGCGUCAUCAUCUCCCACAUCUUCUCCAGGUUCACCUCGAAGACACCUGUCCGCAUUUUAAUGGUGGGUCUAGAUGCAGCAGGUAAAACCACUCUGCUGUACAGACUGAAGCUGGCCGAGGUCGUCUCCACCAUCCCAACUAUCGGUUUUAAUGUGGAGACAGUGGAGUAUAAGAACAUUAGUUUCACAGUGUGGGAUGUUGGUGGUCAGAACAUCAUCAGACCUCUGUGGAGACAUUACUACACUAACACACAGGGUCUGAUAUUUGUUGUCGACAGCAACGACCCCGAGAGGAUUAAAGAAGCUGCUGACGAGCUGCACAGGAUGUUGGAGGAGGACGAGUUGAGGGGCGUGGCCUUACUGGUGUUUGCUAACAAACAGGAUUUGCCCAGAGCAAUGUCUGUCAGUGACAUCACCGAGGCCCUGGGCCUAUCAGGAGUCUCGCAGCCGUGGUCUGUCCAGGCGUCCUGUGCCGUCAGCGGUACAGGUCUGGUCGAGGGUCUGGACUGGCUCUCCGACCAGAUCCUGAACAGUAGAAGCUGAUGUGUUCUGCAUCAUUUGUGUCCUGCCGAAUCUUCAAACACGUCAAGCAGUCUGCUGUGAGCUGAGCUGAGCUGAGCUGAGCUGAGCUGAGCCAGAGAAUCCAGGAAGAACGCCAAGGAUCCCUCGUGUAGUGGUGUGAAAAAGUGUUUGCCCUCUUCCUGAUUUCUUAUGUGUUUUUGCAUGUUUGUCACACCUAAAUGUUUCAGAUCAUCACACAAAUUUAAAUAUAAGACAAAGAUAACACAAGUAGACACAAAAUGCAGUUAUUAAAUGAAGGUUUUUUAUUAUUAAGGGGGGAAAAAAUCCAAAACAAAUAAGAAAUCAGGAAGGGGGCAAACACUUUUUCACAGCCCUGUAGCAGUGAUCAAUUUGGAUUUUAUUACAUCAAACUGCAGUUACACUGCAGUGAUUGGUGUGAAAAUAACUUUUAUAUAUCUGUGACUAUAAAGCCUUCCUACAUGUCUGGUUUGCUUUAAAAUGUUACUUUACAAGGCAGGCGUUCAUUCAGGUGUCUUUCUAUUGUUUCAUCGCUAAAAUCAAAGCAUUAAAAUGCUCAUCAGGAGCGACCACAAAUUGUGGCCGGGUUGGCUCAGUGGUAGAGCAGGCGCACAUAUACUGAGAGGUUUAUGCCUAGAUGCAGAGGUCCAGGUUUAGAGUCCAACCUGUGAUGAUUUCCUGCAUGUCUUCCCCCCCUCUCUCUCACCUAGCUGUCCUGUCAAAUAAAGGCGGAAAAGCCAAUAUAUAUUUUCAUAUAUAUAUAUAUAUAUUGUAGAAGAUAUACAGAAGUAUCUGGUGAUGUUAGAAACUUUAGUUUUUAGGCAACCAGGUGAAAUAUUUUAUAAAAUAUUUUCAUGGAAAACUAAUUCAGCUGUACUGAUUUUCUUUAUAUUUUCAUCGGUUUGAGAAUUAUUUGACCACAGACUUUAAUAUUGAUUUUUUUAAAUGUAAUGUCUAGCUGGUUUUGUUCUUAAAGACAUGUCAUUUGUUGUGUUGCUUGGGUAAUCAGUUCAGGUAUUUCUGUAAUAUUAUGACCCCCACAUGUAUUAUAAUAAUACAUCUUAAUGAAAAUGUAUAUUUUUUGGCUCAUAUUGAUUCUAUAAUGAAGUUGUUAUGGUGAUCAUUGUUGUGCGUGUUUUAUUUUAAAUACAGACCGACCUGUACCAAUUCUUAAUCAUCCUGUCAAAGGAAUUGCUGUCAUUUAUACGACUCCCACCCCAAAUCAACAGAUCACAGUC
Messenger RNA from Perca fluviatilis (European perch), 1993 nucleotides. RefSeq names its product ADP-ribosylation factor 2-like. Bases 213 to 758 code for a protein of 181 amino acids. NCBI's taxonomy places the organism in Eukaryota, Metazoa, Chordata, Actinopteri, Perciformes, Percidae. The record is from RefSeq and is a predicted model, not a curated record. Gene Ontology annotation, cellular component: cytoplasm; plasma membrane. The transcript is spliced from 6 exons. Gene Ontology annotation, molecular function: GTP binding; GTPase activity. Gene Ontology annotation, biological process: intracellular protein transport; vesicle-mediated transport.